Molecule: messenger RNA, 1182 nt
Organism: Emiliania huxleyi CCMP1516
Lineage: Eukaryota; Haptophyta; Isochrysidales; Noelaerhabdaceae
Exons: 5
Coding region: 32-1105 (357 amino acids)
Source: RefSeq, a predicted model, not a curated record
UUCCACCCCCGGCGCCGCAUCCACCUCGACCAUGUGCGUGGUCCCACUGCGCACAAACGGCCGUGCCCACUUCAGCCUCGACGCGGGCCCGAUGCCCGCCUCGCUCGUCGGCCGGCUCUCGGAGGCAGAGUACUACGGCGUCACCGAAAGGAUAAACAAGGCGUUGCUGCCGCUGGCGCACUUUGGCCUGUCCUCGCUCCUGCUCCCGUUCCUCGCGAUCGACGCGCUCACCGUGGCGGUGCUCUACGGCGCCGACCCGUCGCUCCUCGUCGCGCCGCUGUCUCAGGACCUUCCCGACCUGCUGCUGCCCGUGCUGCUCGAGAUCACUCUCGUCGCCGCCGCCUUCCCGCUCGUCUCGCUGCUCGUCUCGCGGCGCAUCGGGCGCGUGCAGGCGCUGGUGCGCGAGGUGCUCGACGACGCAUCGCGCACAUUUGCUCCGCGCGGCGUCCACUUUUCCCUCAAGCUCGGCGUGACUGGCGCGGGCGCCUCGACAAACAUGUGGGUCGAGAUGCAGGUCGCUCCGCUCUUCCGUGUGCCCGUGCCCGUGCCUGUGCCGACCCUCUACCCGAUCCUGCUCCCGCGCCUCGCCGCCCAGCCCGACGCCAGCAAACAGCAAGCAACCGCAAGGCCGGGCGCAGCCGCAGCCGCCGCUCGAGCCCUCCUCCUCCGCCGCAGCUUUGCGGGGCGAGGCCUCGCACGAGGCGGCGCAGGAGGGGGGCGCCGCGCCCGGCUCGCUCGCCGAAGAGGCGCGCGGCGCACGAGUGGCCGCGGCUGCGGCGGCGGGCAGCCUCACCCCGCAGCAGCAGGAGUACUUGCGAGUGCUGCAAGAGAACCAGCUGUUGCGCCAGUACCUCGCGCAGACGCAGGCGCUCGUCCAGCUCCAGGCGCAGCACGCCAGUGCCCUCGCCGCACGGACGCAGCCGCCCGCCGGACCUGCCGCCUUGGAUGCCGCGGGCUAGCGGGGCGCAGCCGAGCACGCGAGCGCGUGCGCACACGGCCGUACACGGCCUCUGCGUGCGUGCCACCAUCCCUCGCGGAUCAUCGAGAGCACACCUCGCGCCCGCACGAGCCAGGCCUGCUGAGUGGGUUGAUGCGGCACAUUUGAGUUGCUGCUGCGUGUGCCGUGUCCGUGUGGUCCUGUAGCUAUACCUAACCAAAAGAAGAAGAAGGGAUCUCGUAUUC